Messenger RNA from Aaosphaeria arxii CBS 175.79, 1463 nucleotides. Its product is annotated as MFS general substrate transporter. Lineage: Eukaryota; Fungi; Ascomycota; Dothideomycetes; Pleosporales. The transcript has 4 exons. The coding region runs from base 1 to 1446 and encodes 481 amino acids. Gene Ontology annotation, molecular function: transmembrane transporter activity. Gene Ontology annotation, biological process: transmembrane transport. The record is from RefSeq and is a predicted model, not a curated record.
AUGUCUACAUCCGCUGAAAAAGGUCCAGUCGGCACUACAAACGAUGACAAUGUUGUCGACUGGGAUGGUCCAGACGAUCCCCAGAAUCCCUUGAAUUGGCCGGUCCGCAAGAGAUACCUCCACGCCAUUUUUGUUAGCAGCAUUGCUUUGUACAGCAAUCUAGGCUCGACAGUCUUCGCGCCCGGUGCACCUCUUCUCAUGAGGGAGUUGGGAGUGACUUCAUCUAUCGUAGGAUCGUUGACGGUGUCGAUUUAUGUCCUCGGAUUCGCUGUCGGGCCUCUGAUACUCGCCCCUUUGUCUGAACUCUACGGCCGACUCGUGAUAUAUCAGACGACCAACAUAAUCUUUAUGGCAUUUACUUUAGGCUGCGCGCUUGCCACGGACUCUAGCAUGUUCCUAGCAUUUCGUUUCAUUGCGGGAUGUGCAGGCUCGGCUCCAAUGACCAUUGGAGGAGGAACAAUCGCUGAUGUCUUUCCACAAGAGGAGCGGGGCGGAGUCAUGGGGUUGUUAGCAUUAGGUCCUAUUAUAGGACCUGUGGCAGGCCCUGUUGCUGGUGGUUUCCUUGCGCAAAACGCCGGUUGGAGGUGGACCUUUUGGUUAAUACUCAUACUUUCUGGAAUUGUUUGUGGAUCUUCGUUCAUCUGGAUGCGCGAAACGUACGCUGCAAUUUUGCUUGAUCGAAAGACAGCCCGACUCCGGAAAGAGACUGGCAACCUCGAAUUACGAUCAAGGCUUGACCGUGGCAUUUCCGCAAAUGCUUUACUCGCACAAUCGGUCAUUCGCCCUCUGAAACUGCUCGUUUUCUCGCCGAUCGUCUUGCUUAUCAGUGUGUACACUGCUUUCGCUUUUGGUCUGACUUUCCUUCUCUACACGACCUUCCCUCGCGUAUUCAGCAGACAGUAUGGCUUCGGAACUGGUAUCUCAGGAUUAGCCUAUCUGGGAAUGGGCAUCGGAUUUCUGAUCGCUUUGGUCGUCUUUGCAUCGACUAGCGACAGAAUUCUUAAAGCCAAAGCCUUAAAGGAUAAGUCUACUUCGCAAUACAAACCUGAGUACCGACUCAUCUUCAUGGCAUAUCUCACUCCUGUGCUUCCUAUUGGAUUCUUUUGGUAUGGUUGGUCUGCCGAGCAACAGACCCAUUGGAUUGUGCCAAUUCUGGGGACUGGUCUCAUCGGAAUUGGAUCUCUGUUUAUCAUAAUGCCGGCUCAGACAUAUCUUGUGGAUGUGUUUGGUUCUGAGGCUGCGGCCUCAGCCCUUGCGGCCAACACUCUUCUUCGAUCGUUAUUCGGGGCCUUUUUGCCGAUGGCUGGCGGUUCGAUGUAUGAUGCCCUGGGACUUGGUUGGGGUAACAGUGUUUUGGGCUUUAUCGGCCUUGCGUUCAUUCCGGUCCCGUACUUCUUCUACAAGUUCGGUGACAGAAUCCGUCGAAAAUGGCCGGUCAAAUUGUAGGUCCUCUUUAAUUCGUA